Messenger RNA from Cyprinodon variegatus (sheepshead minnow), 1104 nucleotides. RefSeq names its product aspartyl aminopeptidase (gene dnpep). The record is from RefSeq and is a predicted model, not a curated record. The transcript has 11 exons. Bases 1 to 1104 code for a protein of 367 amino acids. NCBI's taxonomy places the organism in Eukaryota, Metazoa, Chordata, Actinopteri, Cyprinodontiformes, Cyprinodontidae. Gene Ontology annotation, biological process: proteolysis. Gene Ontology annotation, molecular function: zinc ion binding; aminopeptidase activity.
AUGGAGAAGAAGGCGGUGCAGGCAGCAGCCAAAGAGUUUCUGCAGUUUGUCAACAAAGGAGUAUCUCCAUAUCACGUGGUUGAAGAAUGCAAACGCAACCUGCUGGAGGCCGGGUUCUUGGAGCUGAAGGAGACGGAGCAGUGGGACAUCAAACCAGCCAGCAAGGUGGGUCGGGGUCAAAGGAACUUUUCCAGCCUCAUCGCCUUCGCAGUGGGCGGACAGUACCGGCCUGGAAAUGGCUUCUCCAUGAUCGGCGCCCACACUGACAGCCCCUGCCUCAGAGUGAAGCCGAGGUCUAAGAGGACCAAGCAGGGCUGCCUGCAGGUCGGAGUGGAGUGUUACGGUGGUGGCAUCUGGAACACCUGGUUCGACCGAGACCUGACCGUCGCCGGCCGCGUCAUGGUCAAGAGUGAUGGGAAGCUCCUCCACCGUCUGGUCCACGUGUCCCGGCCCCUGCUGAGGGUCCCCCACCUCGCCAUCCACCUGCAGCGCGACAUCAACGAUUCCUUUGGGCCCAACAAAGAGAACCACAUAGUUCCCAUCAUCGCCACGGCGGUUCAGGAGGAGCUGGAGAUGGGCUCCUCUUCAUCUGGAGACGCUUCCUGUGCUGCGAACACGGCGGAGAAGCACCACCCGGCUCUGGUGAAGGUCCUGUGCUCGGAGCUCGGCGUUCAGCCGGACGCUCUGCUGGACUUUGAGCUGUGUCUGACCGACACGCAGCCGGCGGCUUUAGGAGGAGUUUACGAGGAGUUCAUCUAUUCUCCUCGUCUGGAUAACCUCCACAGCUGCUACUGCGCCCUGCAGGGGCUGAUCCAGUCGUGCGGCGGAGCCUCUCUGUCCGAGGAUCCAAACGUCAGAAUGAUCACCCUGUACGACAAUGAGGAGGUGGGAUCCGAGAGCGCCCAGGGAGCGCAGUCCAACCUGACGGAGCUCAUCCUUAGCCGACUUGCCGCCUCCGCCUCCAACCUCACCGCCUUCCAGCAGGCGGCGCCGCAGUCCUUCAUGAUCAGCGCAGACAUGGCUCACGCCGUGCACCCCAACUACACGUCAGAUGUCAUUGAGUUAAACGUGCAGAUGGAGGUUAAAGUGAUGCUGCUGCAGUAA